Messenger RNA from Monomorium pharaonis (pharaoh ant), 13542 nucleotides. Its product is annotated as probable chitinase 10. Gene Ontology annotation, cellular component: extracellular region. Gene Ontology annotation, molecular function: chitinase activity; chitin binding. Bases 4427 to 12535 code for a protein of 2702 amino acids. NCBI's taxonomy places the organism in Eukaryota, Metazoa, Arthropoda, Insecta, Hymenoptera, Formicidae. The transcript is spliced from 24 exons. Gene Ontology annotation, biological process: carbohydrate metabolic process; chitin catabolic process. The record is from RefSeq and is a predicted model, not a curated record.
ACAUUUAUAAAUAUUACUAUAAAAAAUUACAGUUUAUUCAUAAAAUACGAAUAAAAUAUAAAAACGUUAUAUUUUAUUUACAAUAACAUCGUUGUAACAGCAUGAUAUGAUUUUAUGUUUUUUGAGUGUUAUUAUAUUAUUAUUAUUAUUACUUGCGAAAUCGUCGAGAGUCAACUCGGGAGUAAACAAGAUUUUGCAAUGCCAAUUAGAGGAACACGCUGCUAAUUCGAUUUACUUGUGCCUUUUUAGUACCGCGGAUUGUUUAAUUAUCGCCAAAUCGUUAUCUGUUUCGUAACUUCUGACGUGCCUCUUCGCUCUUUCACGAUGAUUUACGCGACGUUUCGCACCCGCCACGGUCACUCUCCUCGUCGUCUUCGCAAACCCGUUUGACUCACAUUCGCCUCCAGAAGCCGUUUCGUGACUUUAAUGCGUGUGAGACGUCUCGCAUAUCUAUGUAUGCUGAAUAAUGUGUACGAAUUAUAUCGCAAUGUUCUCAAAUGGUGAAAGAGAGAGAGAGAGAGAGAGAGAGAGAGACACACACAGAGUCGUAUCUAUCAUCGCGAGGGUCGCAAUCUGUCCACCGCGUGUUAAUAGCGUUUCUGUGUAACAACUUGUCGCGAAAAAAAAAAAAUCACGAGAUAGCAAUUCCGUGCGGCGGGAUGCACUAAUGGCUGAUGGACCGAUUGUUUUAUGAUAUAACGUUUUGCCCUCUUGAAUUUGCGAUAACAAACCAUCCCCUUUUAACACCGCGCCACUUCUUUGGUCUCGUCCCAUUGUUUUUCCAUCGGAAAAGAGGACACCAUGGCUAGAAUGAGCCUCUUUCCAUAAACGUACGUGCGAAAGAAGGCUACUUGGCCUUGACGCUAAUCGAUAAUUAUGCGAGUGUCUCCGAAGUAAUAAAUAACUACGAAUUUAUAAAGUACUUUUUAGCCUUCUCUUUUUAUUAGAGGAAGAGACCCCGCGCGGGGCUCACGAGCGAUCGCUUAGAUCGCCGAUUAAUCCGUCGUUGAUUUAUUGGCGCAGCCCUUAAUCGCGAGGUACACCACUACUUGUACGAUAAUACAGCGAUUACUUUACGACAGUAUAAAUAUAGAUAUUUAAAUUAGGAGAGAAUCAAGUGAGGGGAGGGAGAGAGAGCUCCUUUGAAUCCCGAUUAAGUCGGCUCGGCGUCACUAAUACUUCACCUCGCUUGCUCAAAUUAACGGCCGGCGAUUACGGAUUCCGAUUCAUAAUAUUCCAUUUUUUUUUUCUUUUCCCGCCUGAGCUUAGGUAACAUAAGAAAAUUUAUAUUUCUAUGGUAUUAACUCUUCUCUCCCCCUUUCCCUCUCUCUUUCUUCUCCGUCCUCAUCUCUCUGUUUCGCUAGAGGUGGCAUUGAACCCGACGCAACAUUUUAAGCGCCUUUAUAAUCCAGCCUGCUAAUCACGCUCGAGGCGGGUAUCCGUGCGCUGUAUCGAGACGGGAGAAUCGAAUGUGCCGUGGGUAUAUGGCAUUCAAGCGCACCUACACAGAGACGCGCGGUAAUGCAAUUAGCCGGCCGGCGACCGCUACGCUCGAAUUUGAAUACCCGUCCACCGCCCCGGGCCCCCCGGGGGGGGGGGGCCUUUGUUCUCCUGGCAAGCGUUUCUCGUCACCGUCGAUCACCGGGCGUUCGCCUCCGCGCAUGUAUUCAAAGCUUUCUAGUGCCAGGAAAGCCGUGAAGAAAAAGAGGAAGAAAAAGUGGAGAGAGUUAGAGGCUCGCGUCUGCACCGCGUGUUUUCAUUCACCAUCAUUCGACGGACCAUCCCAUCGUAUUCUUUUCUGUGCAAUAUACGUUGGCGACAGAUUCGAGCAAAACAUUGGAUAUAGAUUCAAGGGAUAGUGCACUAAUUGCGCUCUCUGGUCCCUCAUCAUAUCUUCUCAUACUCUUGCUCUCUUCCAUGGCCGGGGACUUAACAUACAGCUAAUUAUGCUGUGCGCAUCGACUUCACUUAAUUAGAGGUGGAAAAUUGCUGCGUCGCAGGACGCGCUGAUCUCGAGAUAUGCGAUGUCCGAAAGUACGAUGCAAGGCGACGCAGAAGAAAAACGCGGCCUGCGGACUGUUCUAAAACAAGUUCUAUCCCUUUCACUCGCGGCGCACUUUUAAACUUUCCAAGAUCCCUCUCUUUUGGCGGGGGAAAAAAAAAAAUAAAUCGAUAAAUUGACCAAACCCGCAAGUUCAAGGUGAAUCAUUGCCCCUCAGGUAGGGUGCCUUAUUUUUGGAGGAUCCGUCCGUCGAAGAUCUGUUCACAUUAUUGCAAACGUCAGGCAUGCAACCUGCGUUUGGAUAGUUGUGAAGUACACGACGUCUUCCUCCAGUGGUAAUUCGUAUUGCUCAACCUGGAAACCCUUGAACCCCUGAACCGCCGCCGUCCGCGCGAGCGAGUAAAUUGCUACUUACAGAUGAGAAGAUAUCGCCGACUAAUGGAUCGCUCGGUAAACCGCGAUCAAGCGAACGAUAUUCCCCAGCUGUACGAUUGCGGGACCAUAACAUAUUUCUUGUGGUAUGCGAUCGAUGAUGACUCGUUUCGGCAGGGGGUUCCAUAUCAACGUUGAUCAUCAAGGACGAUGACGAGUCUCCACCAACGUUUCUUCUUCGUCGUAGCUUCUCUCGUCAUUAGCUUCCGUCAUUCAAUAAUCAGUGUAAUUCUGUAAUAAAUAAACUGUCCAUAAUUUUAUGGUAGUAUUAACCAGAUAGCAACGUAUCUGCAUUAUUGCUAUGUUGCUCGCGAUCAUAAUAUGUGUUGCUAUCAGAAUUGUAGCAACUGUACUUCUUUAGCAAAUUGUAGCAAAUUGAUGUUUUUGUAGCAACUUGACUGUUUAUUGUAGCCAAAAAUUGUCUAAUUCAUGCUGUUGCCAUAAUAAUUUUUUCAAUCAAGCAAUGCUGCUUGUACAUUGCUUCAACGUCAAUAUAUUCGAAAUCAUUGAAGAUAAAUGUACGACAAGCAUCGCCGUUGAAACAGUUACAGAUUUGCGUAAUUUUGCUUAUAGCCGCGCUUAGUUAUCUGGAAAUGUGCGAUUGCGAAAUCAAUCACUGUAUUCUGAUGAGGUUUAAAAAAUUAUUUAUUACGACGCGAGCGAGAGAUCACAUAAUAAUGACAGCGUCCCAUCUAAUAUGUAAAUUCGCUAGCUUUAAAAAUUCGCGACCGUUAUCUAAUGACAAAAAUUCUUUCUAACGUAUAUGCGUAUUCGUAUUUUCAAUAUGGUCCGUUAAUAUCCUAAAGCAAAGUUUUGAAGAUCUUGUAUUGUGAAGUUAAGGAAUAUAUAGGAUAAUAAAAUGUAUAUAUAGGAUAAUAAAAAGAACCGGUUGUUUUUCUAAACAGAUUCCUUGACCAGUCUGGAAUCGAUUUCCUUAUCGGGAAUGUCUGUAAUUUUCGAGUUGUAAAAUAACUCGAAAUAAACAACAAAUGGGCUUUGUCUUUGAAAGAAAAGGUAAACAAUAACUCUCUGCAAAUCAGUGUCUAUUACAUUUGUCGUGGAACAAACGCAUACAGAAAAGAUGCGCGUGUAAAUAAUGCAUGUCUAAUUCGUAUCCAUUAUAGUUUAUUCAGGAGGGUAUUUCGCGGCAGUAGUCGCAAAUAAAAAAAAGUCCUUAGAUUAAACAUUAAGGGCAUUGUUGCUAGAGCGUUAAUACUCAAAGUAAGUAAUUACUCACCAACUGAAGAGGAAUAAAUUACUAUAAGAGAGAAUAUUAUCAGCAGGACCCAGGACUUCCUCGGCGAGUCCUCGCGCGGGGGUUCAUCGCUCGCCGUCGCCGGCGGACCUGUGACCACCUGAGGGAAAAAGCGAUCCAAAUCAAUGGACUGAGAUUUCGAAGUUGGGCCAGAUCUCGACCCGGGGCGUGUAUACGCGGGAGAAUGAGAAGUCAUGCUCCUCUCGUGGUCAAGGUCGUCGCAGAGCGGGGGCUUAGGCAGGCAGGAUGGCGGGGCCAUCCUCCUUGGAUGGAGGAGUAGGUAUAUAUGGACGUCCUCGCGCGUCCGGAAUACCAGAUUGUUGGCCCUCCCCGCCGUUCUCGGUGGUGUCUUUUAAAAUUCAUCGCGCGCACACCUCCCGAGGAGACCCCGGCGGGCCCCGUUUCCGUGCGGUUAGAUCGCGCGCCGCGAACGGACAAGUGCUUCAUCGAGCCAUCCUGUCAGUGACAGUUCAUACGCAUCGGUGCCGCGGAAGAGAAAUCAGGAAGGUCCGUUUGUAACACACCUAACGUCGAUUCGCGAUCGCGGCGAAAAAGUUUCCCGAGGUUACCCGAGCUCCGAAGACGGGAAACUGGCAAGACCUGGUGGUGCGGUGUAAAUUCGUCAACAUCGCUUCUUAGAGAUCACAAUAUUUGCCACGGCCAAAUGCUGUAAAGCUUCGAAAGAGGAAGAAAAAGGAUCUUCGAAAAAGCUACCACUCCAAACAAUACAAAUAUCAAUGCGAGCCAUGGCCGCUUGGAUUAUCUUGACCUGGCUGGUGGGUUUAUCGUUGGCCGUUCCUUCUAAUCGAGUACCGGUCCGGGAGAUCCAGCCUCCCCCGCCGCCAUGGGACCAUCAGCAUCAGCGGCAGCGGCAGCCACACAGGUCUCUUCCCACCUUCCGGAGAGACGCCGUCGAAAGCUCGCCGGUCCUGCCGACCUCCGGCCGCCUGUCGAAUGAUUUAGAUUACGAUGAGUUCGGCUCGCACAGGUAUCCCCUGCGCGACGCGGUCGAAUCUCUGCCGGCCAACGUGCUGAACGUUAAGCCGAAUCCGACAUUCCUAAACGACUUCGAGAGCGACAGCAGAAGAUUGCCGUUGAGAGACGCGGUGGAGCAUCGCGAGGCGCCAUUUUUCGGCGUCGAUUUGGAUCACGAGUCGAUCUGGAUCGAGCCCGUGGCACCGCCGACCUUGCGAAGAACGCAGCAGAUUCUCGAACCCAAAAUAGUCUGCCGCUUCAACUCCGAUGCCGUUCACAGACCGGAACCGUUCUCCUUGUAUCCGCAAAAUGUGCCGGACUACAAGUGCACCCAUCUGGUAUACUCCAAAGCUAUCAUCGACAGAAAAGAUUCCGUUGUUCCCGGCGAUCCAGAGUAUGAUCGAGUUAAAGGCGGAUACAACGCUGCCACAGGAUUACGUUUGAAGGACCCAGCGCUCCGUGUGCUGAUAUCCAUCCAGCCGAAUCGACAUCGCAGCCUGGUUAUUCAACGAAACGCCAAUCUCUCGACCAACUUUCCGUUACGGGAAUCUAUUCUCAAAUUUCUCGAGGAAUACCGCUUCGACGGCGUCGAGCUCGAUUGGCCGACCGCCGCCUCGGACUGGCCGCAAUUUAAGAUUCUGCUGAAGUUGAUCGGUGCCCCGUUAGCCAAAAAGGGAUACACUCUCGCGGUAGCGCUGAAACCGGAGGAUCCCGUGGAUUCGGAACUCGUGUCGAUCGUCGAUUUGAUAAUCCUGAAAAGCUGGCGGGACGUUCAGUCGGCUUGUUCCACUUGCGAAAGAACGGAGCGCCACGUUCUUCAUCCCGGCCCCUUGAGCUUCAUCGUGCGAAACGCAAGCAAGUGGAUCGAGCAGGUCAGCGCCGAGCAACGAUCGAAGAUUGUCCUCGCCAUCCCGAUUUUUGGUCAGGGUUACACCCUGAAGUUCAGUAAUCGCACCGACGUCGGUGCGCCCGCUCAGGAACCGGGCAAAGAGGGUGCUUACACUAAAUGGCGAGAUGGAAAAUUGGCUUAUUACGAGGUGUGCGAGAAACUGGAAAGAGGUUUAUGGAUCUCUGGUAGGGACGAGGAAGGACCGUACGUGAAGCAGGGCGAUCAGUGGAUCGGUUAUGAUGAUCCUAUAUCGGUUAAGAUUAAAACGGCGUUCGUCCGGGCGAUGGGACUCGGCGGGGUUUCACUGUGGUCACUGGAUCUAGACGACUUUCAGGGUAUCUGCGGAAAUCCUUGGCCGAUGCUGAACGCCGCAGCGCGAUCCUUAGGAUAUUACGAAAAUGCUCCAGCAAAGAAAUGUCCGAAGGACGGUCUCUUCAGGGACCCAGAAAACUGUUCUGCGUUUUAUGCCUGCGUCAAAGGAGUGCAGCAUCAUCGUCACUGCGGGCACGGUCGAUUCUUUGAUCUGACGGAGAGGCAAUGUGUGAGGGCCACCGCGGCGGGGACACUAGAGAUCUGCAAGCCCAGUGUUUCCGAUAAAAUCGUCGGCCAAAAUACAACAUCGUCGAAAAAGAAAUUAAAGCAGACCGGUCCGCGCGUGGCAUGUUACAUGACAUCCUGGGCACUCUAUCGCAAAGGAGACGGCAAAUUCGUGCCGGAACACCUGGACUCGAGUCUCUGCACCGAUAUUAUCUACGCCUUUGCGGGAUUGAAUCCAGAGACGCUGUUGACUCAACCGUUCGACCCUUGGGCCGACAUCGAAAAUAACUUGUACCAGCGAGUAACCUCGAUCAAAGAGUCGAGAAUAUUACUGGCAUUAGGUGGGUGGACCGAUAGUUCCGGCGAUAAAUAUUCCCGAUUGAUCAGUAGCGGCGUCGCACGUCGUAAGUUCAUCAUUUCCACGGUGAACUUCCUGAAGAAGCAUAAUUUCGACGGUCUGUCACUCGAAUGGAGCUACCCCAAGUGCUGGCAGAGUGACUGCAAGAAAGGCCCGGAUUCCGACAAGCCAAACUUCACUAAGCUGGUGCGGGAAUUGAGAGAGGAGUUCAACAGGCAGGAUCCACCCCUUCUCUUGGCCGUUGCCCUGUCGGGGUACAAAGAGGUCAUCGACCAGGCGUACGAAGUGCGCGAAAUCUCGCAGACUGUCGAUUUCAUGUCGGUCAUGACGUAUGAUUAUCACGGAGCGUGGGAAUCCAAGCUGGCACACAUAGCACCCUUGUUCGGGUUACCAACCGACAGCAAAUAUUAUUACAACGUCAAUUUUACCAUGAACUAUCUCGUGGGUCUUGGCGCUGAGAAAUCCAAGCUUCUAGUCGGUAUCCCGCUAUAUGGACAGUCUUAUCGACUCUCGAAGCCGAGCCAAGCCGAUCUGGGUGAUCCCACGACCGGCCCCGGCAAGCCAGGAGAAUUCACCAAGCAACCUGGAAUGUUGGCGUAUUAUGAAAUCUGCGAGAGAAUCAAGCAACGCAAAUGGAAAGUAGGAGUUGGUCCAAGUGCUUACUUUGAGGACCAGUGGGUAGGUUACGAGGAUCGAGAGAGUGUUUACGCUAAGGGCAAAUACAUCAUAGGAAAUGGCUUUGGUGGAGCUACAAUGUGGACCGUCGACCUAGACGAUUUUCAGAAUUUUUGCUGUUUAGAAUCGUAUCCUCUAUUGAAAACCAUAAAUCGUGCUCUAGGUCGCUUGUCGAUUCCCAUUUCGGAAAGCUGCGAACGUCCACCGCAACCAGUGACACCUCAAGCACCGACCCUAACUACUCACAGUGACGCCGCGGACGGCAAUCCUCAACCUACCACGCCAAUGACAACGUCUACCACGUGGCCCACGUGGACGGAACGACCGAGCAGCACCACGACUCAACAGACGACCAGAACCACGUGGCCCACGUGGACCUGGACCAGCCAGAAACCCAGCAAAGUUCCAGAAAGUGUAACAAAGCCUACCACAACUCAAAAACCAAGUAUAGCGCCUAGCAGCACUACGACUACAUCGAGUUCUUGUCACGGAAUUUCGACUGACUGUGCGACGCAAGAACCGAUUGCUACCAGGCCGGAAACAAAUUGUACUAGUGGCGAGUAUUACAGGGAUCCUGCAAAUUGCGAAAAUUAUUAUAGAUGUGUCCGCGGCGAAUUGAAGCGCGAACAAUGUGCACCAGGAUUACACUGGGACGCGAAACGACAACUGUGCGACUGGCCAUCGGCAGCGAAAUGUCAAGCAACAACUGAUUCGACCUUAACAACAAACAAUCCUUCAUGGAGCUCAACAAAGAGGCCAUUCACUACAACUGUCAAAGUUACCAGACCGUCAACGACAACGACGACGACGACGACGACGAUAGCGACCACAAAACUCACUACGUCGAAACCUGCUGUUUCUGUGGAACCGACGCAAAAACCGCAAAAACCAUGUGAACACGGACAAUAUUAUCCCUAUCCAAAUUCGUGCACGAGUUUCCUGGUUUGCGUGAAUGGCAACCUCGUCUCGCAGCAAUGCGGUCCAGGCUUGAAUUGGAACACUGAGAAAAAUAUGUGCGAUUGGGCCUUCAAAAGCCCAUGCACUGAGAAACCUCACAAGAACGCUCUGCUCGUGGACAAGGAUACCGCUCCAGCCGCCUGCGCUUCCGGCAGCUACAGCGGCGUACCGGGUGAUUGCACAAGCUACCAGGCGUGUCUUUGGGGCCGUCAAGAGGUGUUCAGUUGCGCGCCGGGUUUGCACUUUAACAGUGAGACCCGCAUCUGCGAUUGGCCGUCCCGGGCGAAAUGUAUGGAUGACGACGGCGAUAAGGAAAUCACCACGCAGCCGACAGCAACGAUCACAUCCUCCUCUCGACCAUCAGUUUCGCAGAAACCGACCACUCAACCGACAUUUACCACGGAAAGAGCCCCAACUACGUCGACCACAAGUAAACCUACGUCGACUUUGCCUCCGGCGAUUAUAGACCCCGACAAGGUGUCUCCGCUUUCCGGAUACUACAAGGUCGUGUGUUAUUUCACCAAUUGGGCCUGGUACCGACGUGGAAUCGGCCGUUACUUGCCGGAACACAUCGAUCACACCCUGUGCACGCAUAUCGUUUACGGAUUCGCGGUGCUCGAUUAUUCGGAGCUGGUGAUCAAGGCGCACGAUUCCUGGGCAGACUACGACAAUCGUUUCUACGAGCGAGUGGUAGCGUACAAAAAGCGAGGUCUUAAGGUGCUUCUCGCGCUAGGUGGGUGGAACGACUCGGCCGGCGACAAAUACAGCAGACUUGUGAACAGCCCAUCCGCUAGGAAGAAGUUCAUUGCUCAUGCUAUUCAAUUUAUCGAAAAAUACGGUUUUGACGGAUUGGACUUGGAUUGGGAGUAUCCCGUUUGCUGGCAGGUGAAUUGCAAUAAGGGCCCAGAUUCGGAUAAAGAAAGCUUUGCAACCCUGUUGCGGGAAUUAAGCGCUGAAUUCAAGCCAAAGGGUUUGCUCCUCUCGGCAGCGGUCUCACCGAGUAAGAAAGUAAUCGACAAAGGUUACGAUGUGCCGGCAUUGGCCAAGUAUCUGGAUUGGAUCUCCGUCAUGGCCUACGAUUAUCACGGACAAUGGGAUAAACGAACUGGUCACGUUGCGCCUUUGUAUUAUCACCCGGACGACGAGUUCUACUACUUCAACGGUAAUUAUUCAAUCAAUUAUUGGAUCUCGAAGGGCGCGCCACCCAGAAGCAUUGUCAUGGGUAUGCCGUUGUACGGACAAUCCUUCACAAUCAACGAUCCAAAAGCUGGGACUGGUCUGAAUUCUCCGGCGAGUGCCGGUAAUGCUGGAGAGUUCACCAGAGCUGCUGGUUUUCUAUCUUACUACGAGAUUUGCGAUCGAGUGCGUAAUCGCGGUUGGACGGUGGUGCAGGAUCCCGAAGGUAGAAUGGGUCCUUACGCCUACAAGGGCAGUCAAUGGGUCAGCUUCGACGAUGCAAAAAUGAUCAGGCGAAAAGCGCAGUUUGUGCGCGACAUGGGUCUGGGCGGUGGUAUGGUGUGGGCCCUGGAUCUGGACGAUUUCCGCGGACGAUGUAACGAGGGUGCCCAUCCAUUAAUGCACACAAUCCAGCAAGUGCUGGCGGAACCAGCGAAUGGGCGCGACAAGCCCCUCAAGCCUGUGUCGCCACCGGCACCGCCACCGACAACGUUGACUGUCAAGCCUACGCAAGCGAUACGGCCGACUACUACAGUGGACCGCGUUACGCAUGACAGUCCCAAGAGUGAUGAGUUUAAAAUGAUCUGCUAUUUUACUAAUUGGGCCUGGUAUCGGCAGGAGGGCGGCAAAUUCGUGCCGGAGGAUAUAGAUCCCGAUCUCUGCACUCACGUGCUUUACGGAUUUUCCGUGCUCGACGGUAGCAGUUUAACGAUAAAAUCCCACGAUCCCUGGGCCGACAUAGAUAACAAGUUUUACGAGAGAGUGGCGGCGUUUAAAGCAAAAGGUCUGAAGGUACUGAUGGCGCUAGGCGGUUGGAAUGAUUCGGCCGGUGACAAGUACAGCAAACUGGUGAAUUCGCCGUCGGCCAGGCGAAGAUUCAUCUCGCAAGUUCUCGUUUUCCUCGAGAAGUACGGUUUUGAGGGCCUCGAUCUCGAUUGGGAGUAUCCGGUGUGCUGGCAAGUGGAUUGCAACAAAGGUCCAGAAUCUGACAAGCGAAGCUUCGCUGAGCUGGUGAAAGAGUUGAGCGAUGAAUUUAAGCCACGAGGAUUGCUUCUUUCUGCGGCCGUCUCGCCGAGUAAAAGGGUGAUUGACGCGGGAUACGACGUUCCCGUUUUAUCUAAGUACCUGGACUGGAUAUCUGUGAUGACGUACGAUUUCCAUGGUCAAUGGGACAAGAAGACCGGCCACGUAGCACCAUUGUAUCAUCUUCCGAACGACUGGGAACCGACAUUUAAUGCCAACUUUUCAAUUCAUUAUUGGAUAGAAAAGGGUGCAAAUCCGAAAAAGUUAAUUAUGGGCGCCCCAUUGUACGGACAAUCAUUUUCACUCGCGGAGAGACAAGUACACGGAUUAAAUGCGCCAACUUACGGUGGCGGCGAGGCUGGGGAAGCGACUAGAGCAAGAGGUUUCUUGUCAUAUUACGAGAUAUGUGAAAGAACAUUGAAAAAGGGAUGGACAGUUAUUCAGGAUAAAGAGAGAAGAAUUGGUCCUUAUGCCUACAAAGGUGACCAGUGGGUGAGUUUCGAUGACGCUCAACAAAUCAAACUGAAGGCAGAACUGAUCAAAAAACUUGGUCUCGGCGGUGGUAUGGUUUGGGCCUUGGAUCUAGACGACUUCAAGAACAGAUGCGGCUGCGAGCCUAGUCCGCUAUUGAGGACAAUGAAUCGAGUUUUGAGAAACUAUCCGAAGGGUCCGCUGUGUCCUAUUACGGAAGGUACAAACACGAUUGUAAUCGACGUCAGCCAAGCCGAUAUCGAAUCUACAACUGUCACCGAACGUCCAAUAUAUGAACCCACUACAUCAGAAAAACCAAUAUAUAUUCCACCAUCAAUUCCGAUAACGACGACUGAAUCAGAUAUUGACGAUACCAUCGAAAUCGAAGCCAGCCCGCCACCUGCAGCGGACUGCGGAGGACAUUUAUUCAUACCGCACAAGGACGACUGCACCAAAUAUUAUCUGUGCAACUUCGGUAAGAUCUCGGAACAGUCCUGUCCACCUGGACUCUACUGGAAUGAAGACCGAUGCGACUGGCCGGAGAACACCAAGUGCAGGAAUGCUCAACGUCAAAGCAGUCUAUCGCCGAAACUUAGAGUCGCCAGGGAUGUAAAAAAUGAGAAGAAGGUGGUUUGUUACUAUACGAAUUGGGCUUGGAGGCGGACAAGCUUCGGUAGCUUCACUCCCGAGGACAUCGACGGGCAGCUCUGCACACACAUCGUAUAUGCUUUUGCUACACUGGACGCAGAAACGUUUCUCUUGAACAUCGAUGAUUCCGCUGAGGUCUACAGGAGAUUUCUCAACAAAACGGCGGAAAUUAAAAGAAAAAACGGGGUUAAAGUGUUGCUCGGUCUAGGUGGGUGGAACGACUCAAAGGACGACAAGUACAGCAGACUGGCCAACAGUUCGCAAUCGACUAGAAAAAGUUUCGCUGAAUAUGUCGUAAGGAUCAUCGAGCAGUACGAAUUCGAUGGACUGGAUCUUGAUUGGGAAUUUCCUGUUUGCUGGCAGGGCGAUUGUAGCCGCGGUCCUCAGCAGGACAGCGAAAACUUCGUCGGACUUCUCGAAGAUCUCAGCGAAGCGUUAAGGUCUAGAGAACUCCUGUUAUCCAUCGCGGUCUCGGCCAGCAAGAUCGUCGUCGACCGGGGCUACGUCAACAUCCCGCUCAUAGCACAAUACGUCGAUUGGAUCAACGUGGUGACGUAUGACUAUCACUCUGGCUGGGGAAGCGAAACCGGCCACGUCGCACCGCUCUACCGUCACCCCAACGACAUCAGCCCAUUCCUGAACGCGAACUUCUCCGUGAGGUACUGGAUCAGCAAGGGUGUACCGGCCGAAAUGAUCGUCAUGGGCAUACCCACCUACGGGUCAAGCUUCACCUUGUCCGAGGAAUCGCAGAAUCAGGUUGGGCUUUCGCAGCCGGGCUUCCGGUCGAAAGCAUCUGGACCCGGAGAACCUGGAAAGUUGACGAAAUCAGCUGGUUUCCUAGCUUAUCACGAGAUAUGCGAUAACGUGAAGAAUGACGGCUGGUCCGUGACGAAGGAUCCAAAGGGUCGCGUGGGACCAUACGCGUCGAAACAUGAUCAAUGGGUCAGCUACGACGAUGUAUCCAAUGUAGCGAAAAAGGCUGAACUGAUAAAGGAGCUGAAUCUCGGCGGCGGAAUGAUCUGGUCCAUGGACCUGGACGACUUCAAGGGCCUGUGCGAAUGCGGAAGGUAUCCACUCCUGACGGCACUGAAUCGCGGACUCGGAAAAGGGCACGGUCACCCGACAGAUUGCACUUGAACUGCGAAAAUUGCAAUGCAAACGAAAGGACGAUAACGCGUGCGUUCGAGUCUUCUUAUCGCUCAUAUGAACUCGACUCUUUAUUCGGCAACGCAAUUUUAUUUCUUAUCUUUAUGUAUUUGCCAUCGCGGCCAAAUCUCUCUUAUCAACGCUCUUUUUCGCUAAAUAUAUAAAUAUUACAAUUUAAUAAUUUAGUUAGUUUAGUUGAAAAAACGACGUACGAGGAUCGGCUGCUCUUCCGUUCGAUUGUUAUACCAGAGAUAUCUUAAACUCUUCUGCCGAGUAAAGAGUUAACAUGAAAUAUAUCGUUAAGUUACGCAAAUUGCUCAAUACAGAUAAAAGAUAUUGCAUUUACAACAAACGCCUUCUGUAAAAGCAACAUAGGAAUGCUGCGAAUAGUAUCAUCUCGAGUGUGUCAUCUUAUCGAUGAUCGUGCGCUUCUUCCAUCCAGAGACUGUAUUAACACAGGUGAUACGUUAGACUCCAUUGUAUGUCGUUCAAUCAUCCAUCAUAAUAUGGAUAAAGCAAACGAAAUAGCGCCAGUGGCUCACUGGAAAUUUUCGAUCGAUUAUGUAAGAUUCUCGCGCGACGUUUAAAUCGGAUAAAAAUUUUUCGCGUUAGAUAAGAUACUUUAAUACCAUUAUACGGCAUACGAAUGUUUUAAUAAUGCGACAAUAUAUUACGACACUCUUCCGGAUGACGUGAAUGAAAGCUUUGUGAAGUAGGAGAGAAGGAAAAGCGAGAGAGAAAGCAAUAUUCGUAUGCAUCACGAACAAAGUUUCCUUCUGUGCGCGUGUGUGUGUGUGUGUGCUUUUAUGUCAUCUGUGAAGAUUAGGAUUCUCGUUCUAGCGUAAAUGUUUUGUAAUUAAUCCUGCCAUAUGCAUUUAUCAAGAAUAUGACUGUCGAAGUAAGUAAGAAUAAUUAAGAUUAAAGUAAGAUAAAUUAUCUAUGACUGCUGCAAUGUUUAUAAACAUAUUGCUGAAUCAAUAAAUCAUUGUACCAAAAUA